CUUCGCGGAGCGAUAUAGUGCAAAUGAGGCCACAUCGGCAGUGACGCGGUCCCUAGUGUUUCCGGGCAACUUCGCAGAGAAGAGACUAGCGAAUAACAUUUCAGGACUAAACAACGAUACAUACGUUGACUACAGGUAGUUUGCCAGCCACGAGGGGAACCUAGACUAUUUAGUACUUCAUAUUUUCCAAGUUUGAAGACCUAACAUAAUAAAAUGGCUGACCAACUGACUGAGGAGCAGAUUGCUGAGUUCAAGGAGGCAUUCUCACUGUUCGACAAGGACGGUGACGGCACCAUCACCACCAAGGAGCUGGGCACUGUCAUGCGCUCUCUAGGACAGAACCCUACUGAGGCAGAACUACAGGACAUGAUCAACGAGGUAGACGCUGAUGGUAAUGGAACGAUCGAUUUCCCAGAGUUCCUGACAAUGAUGGCAAGGAAGAUGAAGGACACAGACAGCGAGGAGGAGAUCAGAGAAGCCUUCAGAGUCUUUGAUAAGGAUGGGAACGGCUACAUCAGCGCGGCAGAGCUGCGGCACGUCAUGACCAACCUCGGGGAGAAGCUCACAGACGAGGAGGUGGACGAGAUGAUCCGUGAGGCCGACAUUGAUGGAGACGGACAGGUCAACUAUGAGGAGUUUGUGCAGAUGAUGACAGCCAAGUGAAGUGGACUGUGCUCUCACACAUUUCUCUCUCUCACAUUGCUUGUCCUCCUAAGAUCACUCUGUCUUUAAGAAAACAAACUAAUAAUCAAGCCAAAAUCUAAAACACAAAAAUGAUUCAAUGUACAAAAUUCUUUAAUCAAAAAAAAUCCAACUACUUCUACGGGAUCUGUUUUAAGAGCGACUGCAGAUGAAUCCCUAACAGAUGUUAAUGGACCAAGCUUUAACGAGGCGUGAGGCCCUUACUCCAGAGUAAGAUCCUUCGGAGGCUCCCAGAUGCCGACUAAAUUUGAGGAAGUGGGAACACGGACGAGGCAGAGGGAUAGGAAUCCAUACCAGAUAUGGCUGUCUUUCCUCAUAAAGAGAAGCUUACUAUUUUGAGCCUUUUUCCUAACCUGAAAACAAUUUAGGCUAACGGUGCAGUCACAAAUCGCAGUGCUGAUUUCUUACAUUGAAUUGGGUAACUGCCUUCUUGCAUGCACCCCUUCUGAGACAGUCAUGUCACAACAAGGUGGUUCUGAUCCCAUUGUGGAUUGUAUACAUACUGGAGGUAUAUACAUAAAUAUAUUGCUAUACACUGAGUGUACAGAACAUUGGGAACACCUUCCUAAUAUUGAGUUGCAACCCCCCCCUCACUUGCCCUCAGAACUGCCUCAAUUUGUCUGGGCAUGGACUCUACAAGGUGUCGAAAGCGUUCCACAGGGAUGCUGGCCCAUGUUGACUCCAAUACGUCCCAUCGUUGUCAAAGUUGGCUUGAUGUGCUUUGGGUGGUGGCCCAUUCUUGAAAUACACAGGAAAAUGUUGUGUGAAAAACCCAGUUGUGUUGCAGUUCUUGACACACUCAAACUGGUAAGCCUGGCACCUACUACCAUGCCCCGUUUUAAAGGCACUUUUGUCUUGCCCAUUUAACCUCAAUGGCACACAUACACAACCCAUGUCUCAAGGCUUAAAAAUCAUUAUUUAACCUGUCUCCUCCCCUUUAAGAAGUGACAUCAAUAAGGGAUAGUAGUUUUUACCUGGUCAGUCUAUCAUGGAAGAGCAGGUGUCCCUAAUGUUUUGUACACUGUUAUAUAUCAUUUGUAAAAUACAUGUCACUAACAGUUGGUGCACGAAUUACAGUGGAAGGAGUUUCAUUGGUGCUAGGUUGAGAGAAUUCUCCCAUCCCUAAGGGGUUGUAGGGAGUUGAUUUAGAAAAGCACUGGUUGGUUGGUUUUAAUAGGCUUUUUUAUUUUUUUUUAUUUGUUUGGGCAGGCUGUUGUCUUUCAUUCUCAUACAAGGCUUUUAAAUUUCCCAGCACCACUGACCUAUGGCAUAGGAGUAUGUAGAUGUGCAGUUUCAGAUCGUUGAUUAUGGUAACACACUUUGAGAGCAUUGCUGUAAAUAUAUUUUAUCUGCUAACAUAUAUCCUGAUACAAAUAUUAAUGUUCUGCUUUUUAAAUGUGUUAUCAAAUAUUAAUAUAUAAAUUAAACAUUUUGGUCACAAAUAUUACUGUAUCUAAAACUUUGCAUGACCUAUUGUUGAUCUAGUAUGACCUGUGAUGUUUUGAAAUGUGCCAUAAUACUCAAAAGCCUCAAUCUUCUUGCAAGAGCAAAUUAGAACAUAUGAAUAUACAAUAUAAACUAUAUACAGUACAUACCUAUUUGCACUUUGGUGGAAAUCGUAUAUUUGGAAAUGUUCUGAAAAAGUCAACGUUGCGGCUGCUGGAAUAACUAAUUUUGUCUCUUGCUCCUAUGGAUUUGUCAGAUCCUCAUGUUGUCAAGUGUUCACAUCUUUUAUCCGUGCUCUGCUUGCUGUUCUACUGAACAGAGUAUAUAUUCACUAAUAUAUUUAUUUUUGUCAGUGAGUUGAAAAAAUACAUUUCAGGCUGGUAUAAAUUAAGGGUUUAAAAUGUAUUUAGGGUUGAAUGGCAGGAAUGCUAGCGUAGGUAUUGAAUUGUUGCUUAAAAGACAACUUUGGGACUAAAACUUUCUGGCUAGCUUUUACUGGUUGGUUAACUUUUGAUUGAAAGGUUGGAAAAGACACAUGGUUAAGGACUGUUAAUCUUCUGGAGAUAGCGUACAAAUUUAAAGAUGUGAAAUAUUGUUUGCCAUGAAUAAAUAAAGUGACUGUACUUCACUAUAUGA
This is a messenger RNA of Oncorhynchus keta (chum salmon), 2784 nucleotides long. It is a transcript of the gene calm3a, whose product is annotated as calmodulin 3a (phosphorylase kinase, delta). Gene Ontology annotation, molecular function: calcium ion binding. NCBI's taxonomy places the organism in Eukaryota, Metazoa, Chordata, Actinopteri, Salmoniformes, Salmonidae. The coding region runs from base 214 to 663 and encodes 149 amino acids. The record is from RefSeq and is a predicted model, not a curated record. The transcript has 6 exons.